GAUUGAUUUAAACUUAACUGGAAUUUGUAUAAUUUACUCUCAGUAUAAAAAAAUAUAUUCCAAAAAACCCCGAACCCAUUAAAUUAAAAUACGGAAUUAUUUAUGCGACUAAAAUAAAAAAAAAUAAAAAAAAAAUACAAAGAAUCCAGAGGAAUAGAAUAAAUAAAGCACAUCCUACAAAUUAAGUCCACGUGGCACAAUCAUAUCAUGAACAAGAUCUCCAUCCGACGGUCAUAAUCGCAUUAUCUGGUCGAAACAAACAUUUAAAAGACGUGAUUGUCAACAAUCCAAGGAGAAAGACUCUCUUCCUUUUAUCCUUCCUUUUUCUUUUUUCCCAGUUUUGAACUAUCAAGAUUUAAGAUUUUAGAAGAAGAAGAAGAAGAAGAAGACGAAGAGGAAGAAGAAGAAGACUCAAGCAUGACUAUAGGGGUGGAAGCACUGCCAUUAACGUUUGUUGCGCAUGCGCUUGCUGUUGCUGGUGCUGUUACGGUCUUGGUUUGGAAUCUAUAUUAUAGAGGUGGCGUAGCAUGGGAAGCCACUAACAAGAGUCUCAUCUUCAAUCUUCAUCCUGUUCUAAUGCUAAUUGGCUUGAUUAUCAUAGGAGGUGAAGCCAUUAUGAGCUACAAAUCUCUUCCUUUGAAGAAAGAGGUGAAGAAAGUAAUACAUCUUGUACUCCAUGCCAUUGCUAUAAUACUUGGUAGCGUUGGCAUUGCUGCCGCAUUCAAGAAUCAUAAUGAGAGUAACAUUGCCAACCUCUACAGCUUGCAUUCAUGGCUUGGCAUAUCCAUCAUUUCCCUUUAUGGUAUUCAGUGGAUAUAUGGGUUUAUUGUGUUCUUCUAUCCUGGAGGGUCUGCAAUAAUAAGGAGUGAGUCUCUCCCUUGGCAUGUGCUAUUUGGGAUUUUUGUAUAUAUUUUGGCUGUUGGAAAUGCUGCCUUGGGGUGUUUGGAGAAGCUUACUUUCCUUGAGAGCUCUGGAAUUGCCAAGUAUGGUCCUGAGGCUUUGCUUGUCAACUUCACUGCUGUGAUUACAAUAUUAUAUGGCGCCUUUGUUAUAUUAUCAGUUCUUGGCCAGGCUCCCGUAGAAGACGACGAUAAAUAAGGCCUGUGUGAGUGUGUUAUCAGCUAGCCAUGAAGAAAUAUAUAUAUUCCAUUAGCUGAAUUUUUAUUGAAGCUAUCAUGAUA
This is a messenger RNA of Populus nigra (black poplar), 1181 nucleotides long. Its product is annotated as transmembrane ascorbate ferrireductase 1-like. Gene Ontology annotation, molecular function: oxidoreductase activity. The record is from RefSeq and is a predicted model, not a curated record. The coding region runs from base 418 to 1098 and encodes 226 amino acids. NCBI's taxonomy places the organism in Eukaryota, Viridiplantae, Streptophyta, Magnoliopsida, Malpighiales, Salicaceae. The transcript has 4 exons.